Molecule: messenger RNA, 3183 nt
Organism: Miscanthus lutarioriparius
Lineage: Eukaryota; Viridiplantae; Streptophyta; Magnoliopsida; Poales; Poaceae
Source: the annotation of a GenBank genome assembly
AUGUCUGAUCAGCAAAGGCACUACGGCAGCUACGAGCUCCUCCCCGCUCAGCCAGAUGUGCAGUGCCUGGUCUGCACACAGCCUUUCACUCUGGAUGCCGAGGUCACCGACAGCUUCGAAGCUUUAGCCAUAUGCAGGGAGUGCAAGAUGACUGUGCUCAGUGACAGCAACAGGGACGAGACUCCCAGAACUAACCGACAGAGAAGAUGGCAAAGGCAAAGGUCCAGCAGGGUGACAGGGCACGAGCCGCCCACGGAGGAGGACGCGUUCCCGCAGCAGUUCUCCCAGCUGAUUAACUUGGCCAGACAGGGUCAUGAGGCGGAUGCUGAUUCUCCGAUGGUUCCGCCACGCCAGCACGCGUCUUAUAGUUCUACGCCGAGCCGGUCCCAGAGAUGGCACACUUCGGAUGAUGAGAGUGAUGGUCUGAGCUAUGCUGAUUCUGUGUUUGGUGAGAUCGAGUUUGAGUCGAACAUCAGUUUUGGUGAUGAGGGUGGGGAGUCGGAUGCUUCUGUUGGUCGCCACGCCACGAUUGGGAGGGAAAUUGUCAUUCAGCUUGAGAAUGAGAGCUACAUGAACACGGAUACAGAUAUUGAUCCUAUGAAUGCUGGAAUAUACCAGUGGGACUCGGAUGAUCCUGAAGAUGAUGAUGAGGAUGAGCAGUCGGAAGAGUCUGAUUUGGAUGAAGCAGGUGACACCAUGCAGGAGCGCCGGCAGCAAUGGCAUGAUAUCGCCCCAAGUGGAUUGAAUGAGCAGGAAUCUGAAGGUGCUGCGUGGACUUGGAGAACAGCUGGAAGCCAAGGAGUAAGCAGGACUGAUCUGAGAGCCGACAUGGAAGGGCGAGAAAUCAGGAGAGUUUUUAUUGGGAAUCCCGGAGAUUAUGUUGAUGCAAGACAGUUUGAAAUGCUUCUCGAGCAGUUUGCCGAGGAUAACAAUUCCAGAAGAGGAGCUCCACCUGCAGCGGCAUCUUUCAUUGAAAAUCUUUCAUCUGUGGUCAUCUCCAAAAGCUAUGAGAUAAACGGUGGUGUAACCUGUCCAGUCUGCAAAGAUGACAUGCCUGUCACAACUGUUGCCAAACAGCUACCAUGCAUGCAUCUAUACCAUUCAUCUUGCAUCUUGCCAUGGCUUAGUUCUAGGAAUACAUGCCCAGUUUGUCGUUACGAGCUUCCUACAGAUGACCCGGAAUAUGAGAGGUCCAAGCAUGCCACAGUCAAUGAGGGAGGUAUCCAUGGGGUGGAGCGUACCCAUCUGCAGGAAGUUGUUGAAGAAACUUAUGAGCCUGAGGUUGAUGGAGGUUCUAAUACAGGUGGCGAUACAAUGGAAGAGACUAAUACACGUGAACAUGCUGUUCCUACUGCACGGCAGCCAAAUGGAGCACAUGGGCGUCAUAGAUGGCUGUUUAUUGCAGCAGCUCCAGUUAUCCCAGACUACCACUACGACACAUGUAGACACAAGAAGAAGUUGGUGGUCUAUGUUCUAAAUAUUCAGUGCAUACCUGCUGAUACCAAAUGUCUGUGUGAUGGUGGCAUGUUUCUGAAACUACGUGCUGGAAGUGAUCUAAACAAUGAGAGAACGUCAGUAGACUCAUUUGUUCCUCUCAUACUUCCCCCUCUAAUGGAGAAACUACUUGAGAUAGUUCUAGUUGUUUCGACCAUACUUCUUGGCUUAGCUCUAGUUUACUUAUAUGAAGUCCUAUGGCUGAGGCUGGAGAAGAUAAGGAAAAAGUUGAGGAGGCAAGGCAUAAACGGUCCUAAACCUACUUUUCUCUAUGGCAACACCCAGGAGAUGAAGAGAAUCCGACAAGAACUCAAGUGUGUGCAGAGGCAAGACAAAGACAUGAACGGCUACAUAUCCACCAUCUUCCCUCAUUUCCUUCUCUGGAGGAAGACAUAUGGGCCCGUGUUCCUUUACUCAACAGGAGUUUUGGAGAUAUUGCAUGUUGCUCAGCCAGAAAUGGUAAAAGACAUGGGCCACUGGACUCCAUCAGAGCUAGGGAAGCCACAGCAUAUAAUGAAAUCACGAAAACCUCUCUUCGGAUUAGGUAUAUUGAUAGCGAAUGGCGACCUUUGGGCCUAUGAGAAGAAGAUCCUGGCACCACAAUUCUUUGCAGAAAAAAUUAAGGGUAUGAUAGGGCUGAUUGUGGAUGCAACCAUUCCGCUGUUACAAUCAUGGGAGAAUAUGCUUAAUAGCACAGGAGGUAGUCAGGAGAUCUAUGUUGAUGGAUACCUGAGGAACUUUUCGGCGGAUGUGAUUGCUAGAGCUUGUUUUGGGAGCAAUUUCAUAGAAGGAAAAGACAUAUUUUGCAAGCUCAGGCAGCUCCAGAAGUUAAUUUCUCAACAGGAUACAUUUGUCGGGCUGUCUGCACUGUGGAAAUACUUGCCUACCAAGAGAAACUGGGAGAUACAAAAGCUGGAUCAAGAAGUCCGGUUACUAAUCCUGGAUCUCUCAAGGGAACACAGCAGCAAAAGCCGCAGCAAUGCUGUCACGCACAUGUCCACAUAUGACAACCUUCUGCAUGCCAUUGUUGAUGGUGCAAACCAGUGCCCAAGCUAUUCCAGUGCCCCUGAAGAUUUCAUCGUCGACAACUGCAAGAACAUCUACUUUGCUGGGCAUGAAACUACAGCGGUCACUGCCACUUGGUGCCUGAUGCUACUUGCUGCACACCCGGACUGGCAGGAACGUGCACGGGCUGAGGCUCUAGAAGUGUGCUGUGGACAGACAGUGCUGGACAUUGACGUCCUUCGUCAGCUGAAAAUACUUACAAUGGUGAUACAAGAGACUCUCCGGCUGUACCCUCCGGCGUCACUAAUCAUGCGUGAAGCCCUGACAGACAUCAGGCUUGGUGGAGUUGACGUCCCUCGUGGCACCAUUAUCCAAGUAGCCAUUUCAAUGCUGCACCUUGACCUUGAAGCCUGGGGUCCAGAUGCUAACGAAUUUCAUCCAGACCGGUUCGCGAAUGGAGCUGCUGCGGCGUGCAAGCCGGCCCACAUGUACAUGCCGUUCGGAUACGGACCAAGACUCUGCACCGGGCAAAACCUGGCAAUGGCAGAGCUGAAGGUUCUUCUUGCACGCUUGCUGAGUAAGUUCUCGUUCUCAUUGUCACCUGGGUACCAACACUCUCCGGUGUUUCGGUUGACCAUUGAGCCAGAGUUUGGCAUGCCCCUUGUGGUGACAAGGCUGCCAUGA